ACAAGUUGCUUUGAUGUGAGCCGCAGUAUUUUUUUGUGACUUACUGAAAAUGACAUGAUCAGAGCGUUUAUCGGCUCCGGAUAUGGAAUAUUCCAUUGGAAUACUGGUGCUAAUAUACUUAUGCAGCAUUUUCAAUGUCCACGAAGCUAACCGACAACGUCGUGAUGUAAGGAGGCUGCUGGACAAGUAUGAGUUCAACCGAGUUCUCCUUCAGUCUAUUCCACGGCCCUACCAGAUUGUCUUCCCCAAACAGGUCCGCAGAAAUGAGCUUGUGGGGAUCUCCACAAAGGAACACAGACUCAGGCACCAUGGAACACAUGAACACUUGAAACAUACAACAAUUCAGCUGGUGCUUGAUGGCAAGAAGUACAAGAUCAAACUAGAGAGAAAUGAAGCUCUUCUGUCGGCUGGGGUCAAGGUCAAGCACUAUCUGGAGGGGAACCAGCAGGUCAUCACCAAGACUGUGGAGCACUGCUAUUACCAUGGUUUCGUGAAGAGGGACGAGUGGUCAAGCGUUGCCGUUAGCACCUGUAGCGGGAUCAGAGGUGUGAUCCAGAUGCACAAUGAAACGUACGUCAUCCAGCCAAUGCUCGGAGGAGAUGAAGGGCUGCAGCAUCCCCAUAUUAUAUUCAAGGCUACAGAAUCGAGCAAGGAGAAAUGUGGUAACAGUGUGGGUCAGUGGCUGCCUUUUCAUGAACUCCACAAAGGAGAGUUCAUCAGGAAGUUGAAGGCGCUCCGAGCUCAGCGGACCCGGCGAGGAAAGACCAAGUUGCCGUCUAAAACGAUUCGACUCGCCCUGGUUCUUGAUAAAACCAUGUACACCAGACUGAACCUGAGCCACACAGAGAUGACCACAUACAGUCUUGGCAUUGGCAACAUUGUCGACCUGUAUUUCCGCGAGCUGAAGAUAAAGGUUGCGUUGAGUUACUUGGAGUACUGGAACCUGGCUGACCAGUUCGUAGUGAGUGGGAGACAGCGCGAGACGCUCAAGAAAUUCCUCACAUUCAAAACUCACUCCCUGCCAGACGCCAGCUUUGACAUUGCGUACUUCAUGACGGGAAUGGAUUUGGAAAAUGAUUCUAUAGGACUGGCUAUCCCUGAUUCAGUUUGUACAGACAGAGCUGUUGGAAUCUGCAAGAAUCCCAACACAUUUGAGCUUCAGCAGGCAGCCACGGUAUUGUCUCACAUGAUUGGACACAAUCUGGGGAUUGAACACGACGAGGAUGUUCAAUGGCGAACUUUAUACCAUGAAGGAGAUUGCCACUGUGCUGACAAAUAUGGCUGCAUUAUGUCGACCUCUGUUCUAGCCACUCGUGGUUUCCACUCGAGAAUGUUUUCCAACUGCAGCAAGUCUGACCUGGAUGUUGGUCUUGACAUGGAGAUUAUGUCUUGUCUGGAGGGAAAGCCACCAGUUAAUUUCCCUCAGACGUGUGGUAACAGUAUUGUUGAGCGGGGAGAGGAGUGUGACUGCGGAUCAGAAGAGGACUGUUUACUACAAGACCCAUGUUGCGACCCGUCCACCUGCCUGUUGAGAUUCUGGGCUCAGUGUCGGUCUGGUCCAUGCUGUUCCAACUGUACCGUUUUGUCAAGAGAUCAUGUGUGCCGACCACGCCAGACAGAAUGUGACGUCCCAGAAUUCUGUGACGGAGAAAGAGGGGAGUGUCCAUUCAACAACUACAUUCAAGAUGGCCACCCUUGUUACCACGGCACCGGUUACUGUAUUGGAGGCAUCUGUCCCACAUUGCCACAGCAGUGUCAGAUUAUUUGGGGAGAAGAUGCCACUGGUGGCGGCAGUAAGUGUUUUGAGCGGUUCAACCCAACUGGUAACUUCAACGGUCACUGUGGUAAAGAUGAGAACACGGGCAACUUCGCGCGGUGUUCACCUGAGAAUAUCAUGUGUGGAUUACUUCACUGUGAGGGUGGAAAUCGAGAACCACUGUUUGGUCCGGACAAAGAUUUCUCAAAAACGACUGUCAACUCCCAUGGGAUUGAGUAUGAGUGCAAGAGUGUGCACGGGCCGGCCAUGAUGGACGUUCCACACAUGGGUCUGGUACAAGACGGAACCAAGUGUGGAGACAACAAAGUUUGCAGUGCCACCAAGUGUGUACAGCUCACAGAGUUGCCUCCCCUCAACUGUCCGGGUACAACGAAGGCCAUCAUUUGUUCAGGACAUGGGGUGUGUACCAGAGACGACACAUGUUUCUGUGAUGACGGCUGGACCUCACCUGACUGUACGGUGAGACUGAACGUCACGUCACCGCCACCCACCACACCCGAGGUCAGCACCAUCGCCGUGACGACCACCAGGAGGGUUGUCCUUGCACCGGUGAACCCGCUGACCGUGACAGGGGAGACGACUCCGGCAGACCCAUCGUCACGUCCGGUGCUGACGGCCGGUAAACCGGGACUGAGCACAAUGUGGCUGAUCAUCAUCCUGGCGUCGGUGGUCGGCGGACUCGUACUCAUACUCAGCUUCACACUCUUCUGUUACAGACGUAAAUCUCCGAGCAAGCUACAGAAAGCGGUCACAAAAGGACUUCUGGGUAAUAAAGAUUCGUCGUCGAAGAAAGACGGUUCCAGCAGCUCACUGAACAGUCGCUACCUCAACCUGGGAAUACUUCCAUCGUACAAUCCUGACAAGCUAUUCGGUAAGAAGAAAAAGAAGAAGAAGGGAAAACACAUUUCCAGUGAAGAUGACAGCGACAUUGGCGAGUUACCUCCCCCUCCUAUCAUCGUGUCGGAUCCUAACAGUGCGAUGCCUGGCCGCAGCAUCUUGAAGAAUUCUAUGAUCAAACUGAACGAUGGUAAAGUCAGCAGCGACUCUAGAUCUGGGUCGGAACAAAACGACGACCGCGAUAGUGUCGGUCCGUACAUGUAUGACGAAGAUGAAGAUCUCGAAGCGGAGGAAAUACGCGAGAUUCUCGGCGAAGAAGAAGAUUUCGAACGUUCGAUGGACGCCCUCGAUCAACUUCCCGAGUCGGCGAGUUUUGACUUUGUACUGCCGCAACCCCUGCCACCACAUUUCGGCAUGCCGUCGCUGCACCCCUCUCCGCCUCUGUCGCACAAAAUCGGCCGACUGGACCUGCCCCUGAUGACAGAUUAUCAACAUCAGCCAUUACUGUGGAAGACUGUUCCACAUCCCGCGUCUCCCCCACGGUCUAAGAUCGUGAAGCUGAAGAAUUUGAAUGAUCUGCUUCGCCAUAUCGACAGACACACGAUCGACCUGUCACCAUCACCAGAAUUUGAGCCUCCAUUACAGGUUUCUCCUUCGACCUGCACAUCUGAGGAUGUGCGGAGUAGCGAGACAGACGCGCACUACCCCAGCACCCACACGUCUCAGUCUGACCACAGCCCCACCUCUCUGACCAGCAGUAGCACCAGAGAGACCACGCGGCCUGGGCUCGGCAAUCUCAGCCAGUACCUGCUCAACCGGAGAGACUUCAUGGACCACCAGUUCGAUGACCCGGACCUGCACCCACCACACAUUGACAUCCCCCCGCCAAUGAACCCGAUCAGUCUGAGGAACAUCUUCAACAUCGGGCAGACGGGCGUCCACCGCGACAACGACACGCCCAUCGGGAGUACGUCUGGUGAAAACACGUCGUUGAAUGGCACGGCGAACUCGCGUAACGGUGGGGAGAAGAGUUCUGGGUAUGGCAGCGAACACGAUCCCGAGAGAUUCAGCAUCGAGGACAUUUCCCGGUCGCAGUCGCGGUCCCAGUCGGCCUCCCCGCCUUCCUACAGCGCCGUUAUCAGAACCGGACCUAACCAGAUCAAACUAGUCCCCGCAGGACAGUCUCCACGCAGGGGAGGAGGCGGCUACGGCAACAAGGACGAACUUCACAAACUUCUCGACGGUCUACCGCGCAUCGACGCGGGGACCUUUGAGCGGAGUCCCAUACAGACGAACACGGGUGGUGUGUUCAGCACCCCGUCGAAAGUGGGCCUGAUGAAGGAUCAUUCUAGUGACUUGGAGCCAUGGUUCAACAGCAGCAGCAGGAGGGAUGACGGCUGCUCGGAGAGUAGCAGUGUGUCGUCGUACCCAUGCUCACUGUCCCACAAGGACCAGGCGUUCCUGGACAGUGACAACACGCCAUGCAUCGACCGCAGUCUUGAGGAGAUACCCCAGGACUUCUCCGUCGACAUGAAGAAUGCCAAGAAGGAGCACAGGAAGUCGCUGAUCAAGUCAAAGCAUCCCGCCAGUCUGAACGCUCAGAGGGGAAGUCCUGAACUAGGACUGUUGAGUCCAGAGUCUGAGAGUAGCAGAGACACGGUUCAGCACUGCACAUGAUUUGUCCUGCUCAAAGGUGUCAACUGUGAGUUGUCCUGCUCAAAGGUGUCAUCUGUGAGUUGUCCUGCUCAAAGGUGUCAUCUGUGAGUUGUCCUGCUCAAAGGUGUCAUCUGUGAGUUGUCCUGCUCAAAGGUGUCAUCUGUGAGUUGUCCUGCUCACAGUGUGAGUUCCUCAUAGUGUGAACAUUCGAGACAGAUGUCAAGUGUUAAGUUCUUAUAAUGAUGAACACAGUGAAAGUGUUUAGUUACAUUAGAAAUGUAUUAAUAAACAAUUUGCUCACUGCAUCAUUAGGUUCACACUUGUUAGUCUGUAGGUACUUUAGUGACUGGACUCUUGAUGUUUGUAGUGGAACUCGAACAGAAAUGAAGACCAAAAAGCAUUGAUGUUUUUGUGCUAUAGCAUACUAUUUGUUGUUGUCGUCAUCAUCAACAUCACCAUCACCAUCACCAAAAUGAUCAUCAUCAUUCUCAUUACCUAAAAUGGAAUAUUCACAGUCACUACAAUCAUCAUGGCAGUAAUUAUCAUCUUGAACAUUAAUUAUAAUGGACAUCAUCAUUAUCAUCACCAUUAUUGAUCGAUGGUGAUUUGAAAAUUAUUUAAAAAAAAGAUAUUUGCCAUUUCCCCCUCUUAUUCUGUCUUUGUUUAGCCAAAAGCGUAUUUUAGUUUGAACUGUCUCUAAUUUGUAACAAGAUGAGAUAAACAUUGUUUAAAAUAUAUAUAUAUAUAUAUAUAUAUAUUAAAAGUAUAUAUUUCACAAACGGUCAACCACCAUAGUUUUGUAGUUGACAUGGUGUUAUGGAAUGGUUGUGAAAAUAACUUAAUUAACAAAAUUUCUGUUAUUGUGAGCUUAGCAGACACCGAGAGGAAAAACAGAUCAAAUUUAAUUCACAACUAGCUUCAUAAUAUCUGUAAAAAACACAAAGAUGGGAUUGAAUAUCAGUAUUGUUGGAUUAAAUGUCAGUAACACCGUUAACCUGAUAACUCUAUGGAGAAGGGUUUUUUGCAGUCAUUAUUUGCUGUUGCUGUUGGUGUGAUCUGUUAUUUCUUGCCAUCAGCAUCUAAUAUUACAAAUAUGAAGAAGAAAAAAAUGGGGGAAAGUGUUUAUUAAACAAAAUAAAUGAUAGCUUUGGGAGAGGGUGGGGAUGUAUGGUUGAGGAUAGUGAGAACCUAUCAAAUUGAAUAUAUCAAUUGGUGAACAAGAAAAACUUGCUUGGUGCUAGGUUAGGCAAAUAUUGCUUCUUUAUACCAUCAAAUUGUGUGUGUGUGUUUCUUACCUUUAGAAGGAGUGCUUUUGUACAUUCAGUUUGUUGGUAUUUUUAUAUUUAUUAAAAUCCAAAUGAUGUACAUUUGCCUUCAAAUUUAGCAGUGGUUGACAAUGGAUUUACUAAUGCAAAUCUGAUGUCCUUGAUGUCACCUUGGGAUGGUAUUUUUUUAGAUGUUGUCUUGUUGAGAUGGCAUCACAAAUGUAAACCACUCAAAUGAUGAGUUUAAAACUAUGGUAUGUUUUAAUGCAGGUGUGUCUCCUUUUUUUUCUUUCUUUACAAUAUGCUGAAUUAAUAUUUUCAUGGUAUCAGCUGUGAACAUAGUGAAGUAUGUAUUCUUAAUUAUAGACUUAAUUUAGCUGUAGUGAAAACGCCAUACCAGUGAACAAAAUAUUAAUUAUGUGCUUUCUGCAUAUCAUUGGGGGUGUUUAAAUUAAUCAUGACUAUCAUAUUUUUAAUCUUAUAUAAAUAUGAAACAAUUGUGUGCUUGAGAUUUAUAUACUAUAGUGAUUAUAUUAAUAUAAUUACAGACAUAUUUUAAAUCUAGUCAGCUACUACCACUGUGAGAUAUUUUAAGUGUGUUAAUGAAUUGUAUAAUUAAUUAAUUAAUUAAACGAGGCUUCCACCA
Messenger RNA from Gigantopelta aegis, 6181 nucleotides. RefSeq names its product disintegrin and metalloproteinase domain-containing protein unc-71-like. Gene Ontology annotation, molecular function: metalloendopeptidase activity. The transcript is spliced from 27 exons. Gene Ontology annotation, biological process: membrane protein ectodomain proteolysis. The record is from RefSeq and is a predicted model, not a curated record. Bases 83 to 4291 code for a protein of 1402 amino acids. Lineage: Eukaryota; Metazoa; Mollusca; Gastropoda; Neomphalida; Peltospiridae.